AUGACAGUAUCUGCUCUUUCAUGUAAGUGGAAAAAUUAUGAAGAUUUUCUAAUUGUUUUAGGGAUACUUUCGUUUUCAACUUUAAGCAAUAGUGUAUUGCCUAGCUUAUUACAGUAUGCAACAGGCCUCCCUCAAGCACUUUUCUUUUCAUUAGGGAUUUCUCAAUAUCAAAUAAUUAUUUCGCCCGUCACUUUUGUUAAAGAGGGAGAUGUAUUUGCAAAACUAAUUUCACUUGAAAAUGGGAGCGAUAGUACAGGUAAUGUACUAAUUUCUCCAUGUAACGGUGUCUUGCAAUAUGUUUGGCCAAACGUAUCGACACCUACUGUUGCGUUCAUGUUAAUUGCAAGGAUUCAAUGUAAUUUGAAAAUAUGA
Messenger RNA from Cryptosporidium ubiquitum, 372 nucleotides. RefSeq lists its product as uncharacterized. The record is from RefSeq and is a predicted model, not a curated record. Bases 1 to 372 code for a protein of 123 amino acids. NCBI's taxonomy places the organism in Eukaryota, Apicomplexa, Conoidasida, Eucoccidiorida, Cryptosporidiidae. The transcript has 2 exons.